This is a messenger RNA of Teleopsis dalmanni, 549 nucleotides long. RefSeq names its product lysozyme 1-like. NCBI's taxonomy places the organism in Eukaryota, Metazoa, Arthropoda, Insecta, Diptera, Diopsidae. Gene Ontology annotation, molecular function: lysozyme activity. The record is from RefSeq and is a predicted model, not a curated record. The transcript has a single exon. The coding region runs from base 65 to 490 and encodes 141 amino acids.
ACAUUGUUCGAAAAAGUUACAGUUUGACAUAAACCGUCUAAACAGUGACAUUUAAUUCGGGAACAUGAAAUUCGCAGUAGUACUAAUCGCAGCUUUAGCUUUGGUAGCACCAACCUUUGCUACAACUUACAAUCGUUGCUCCUUGGCUAAGGCAAUGUAUGUUUUGGGUGUACCCAAAUCUGAUUUGCCACAAUGGACUUGCAUUGCACAACAUGAAAGCUCCUUCCGUACCGAUGCUGUUGGUCCAACUAACUACAAUGGCUCCAAUGAUUAUGGCAUCUUCCAGAUCAACGAUUAUUAUUGGUGUCAACCAGCUAGCGGAAAAUUCUCCUACAACGAAUGUGGUUUAAGUUGCAAUGCUCUAUUGACAAAUGAUAUUUCUAAUUCGGUACGAUGUGCACUUAAGGUUAAGAGCCAACAAGGAUUCAGUGCCUGGUCCACUUGGAAAUAUUGCGAUGGUGCUUUGCCAAGCAUUAAUGAUUGUUUUUGAAUUAAUUAAAACUUCGGUAUUUGGUUUAUAAAUUUUAAAUAAACUGUGAAGCAUUUAAA